UAAUGAGAAAACAUAGAACUAAGUGUUUUUAGCUAAGAAUAAACUAAAAGAAUUACACAGUGUAGCUUUAAGGUCCUUGCACACGAAGUCUGAAAUUUGCAUAUGCAUUUUUACGUAUUCGUCAUUCGGUGGCUCUGAAUUGCAAAACACCUCAAAAUGCUACGGAUGCGAAAAACGAAUAAAAUCGAAACGACUUUAUGACGGACGAGAGUUUCGGAGACAGUGUGUAAACGUGAUUGACACAACGUGAGGUUGUAUUUAUUUUUUAACGUGCAAACAUUUUGGACGCGAAUUCAGGAGUCAGUGUGCAAGAACCUUAAGGCUGAAAUAUUUGACCGUAAAUAGCGCAUUUGUAGUUAAAAAUUAUAGAAAUGUAUAUGAAUUUGUUUAGAAAAUGGUUUUCUUUUUGGUUUAUCUUCAUUUCUUUUCGACUGAAGAAAGAACAUGUUGCAUGAGUAAAUUAUCAGGAAAUGUUAAUUCCGAAGUGAACGAAUCAUUUAAAUACAGCGCAACGAUUACCUUCUAAUGCUUGCUUUCCGAUAACAAGUUAAUUUCGCCACAAAAGACGCAACAAAAAAAGCGAAACUUUGUACGUGAGCAGUUGAAGGCAUCGAUUUCUUAAAACUAAAUCUGAAAAGAUUCCCGAUCCUUACCGACCCUCGACGGCCGAAACUCAACAUCACACACACACACACACUCACACACCAGAAACCUUUAUUAAAACGCUUGUUUUCAGCAAUAAACUCAGCUGGUAGAUCCACCGUAGAGAUGCAAGCGGUUCGAUCCGUGUUCCCUAAACCUCGAAGGGCUUUCCUCGUCUAGCCCUCACGUUUCUUCUUCUUUUCCUUUAUUUCUUCUUCUUUUUCUUUGUUUUUAGGAUGUUUUAGCAUUAAAUGACAGUUGUAGCUGCAGUAUACGCCGUAGUCGUUUGAAAUUGUCAAGAUGUCAUAUUUUUCUACAUGACUGUGUUACUAAGCUUGUUUAGUAACUUGUUUUAUAUACAAGUGUUUCACAUAUAGCAGUAUAUAGAUUAUAUAUAUAUAUAUAUAUAAAUAUGAAUCUAUUAUUUUCUGUGUAUGAUUUGAGUCCAGGAGAGUGUGUUGAAGGAACGCCUCACUGUGCCGACGACACGCGUCCCGUAUGAUGAAUGUACGACUCCGGCGCUUUGUUACUUUCUACGAUCUCCUGGUGCUAACGAUGAUUCUAACGAUGAUUCUUACGACGAUUCUAAUGAAGAUUCUAACGAUGAUUCUAAUGAUGAUUAAAAAUAAGAUUCUUACAAAGAUUCUAACGAAGAUCCUAACGAUGAUUGAAAUGAUGAUUCUUACGAAGAUUCUAACAAUGAUUCUAACAAUGAUUAUAAUGAUGAUUAAAAUUAAGAUUCUUACGAAGAUUCUAACGAUGAUUCUUAUGAUGAUUCUAAUGAUGAUUCUAACGAUGAUUCUAACGAAGAUUCUAACGAUGAUUCUAAUGAUGAUUAAAAUUAAGAUUCUUACGAAGAUUCUAACGAUGAUUCUAAUGAUGAUUAAAAUUAAGAUUCUUACGAAGAUUCUAACGGUGAUUCUAACGAAGAUUCUAACGAUGAUUCUAAUGAUGAUUAAAAUUAAGAUUCUUACGAAGAUUCUAACGAUGAUUCUUACGAUGAUUCUAACGAUGAUUCUUACAAUGAUUCUAACGAUGAUUCUAAUGAUUGAAAUGAAGAUUCUUACGAAGAUUCUUACGAUGAUUCUAACGAAGAUUCUAACGAUGAUUCUUACGAUGAUUCUUACAAUGAUUCUAACGAUGAUUCUAACGAUUGAAAUGAAGAUUCUUAUGAUGAUUCUAACGAUGAUUCUAACGAUUGAAAUGAAGAUUCUUAUGAUGAUUCUAACGAAGAUUCUAACGAUGAUUCUAAUGAUUGAAAUGAAGAUUCUUACGAAGAUUCUAACGAAGAUUCUAACGAUGAUUCUAACGAUUGAAAUGAAGAUUCUUAUGAUGAUUCUAACGAAGAUUCUAACGAUGAUUCUAAUGAUUGAAAUGAAGAUUCUAACGAAGAUUCUAACGAUGAUUCUAACGAUUGAAAUGAAGAUUCUUAUGAUGAUUCUAACGAAGAUUCUAACGAUGAUUCUAAUGAUUGAAAUGAAGAUUCUUACGAAGAUUCUAACGAAGAUUCUAACGAUGAUUCUAACGAUUGAAAUGAAGAUUCUUAUGAUGAUUCUAACGAUGAUUCUUUCUUUCAUGCUGAACUUCACUGAUUGUUUCGCUUCAGAAAGGUGGCAGCGCUUUAUGAUAACUUUCAUCAAUGUGUCAUGACAAACAGAUAAUUAUAAUCUAAUUACAUUAGUGGUUGUCGGUAUCGUUAUGAACACUAUUUUGUAUAUUUAAGACAUGUCAGUGCAAGUUGCGUUUUUAAAACAGCUCAAACUUGCAUUUUAGUCUGAGACUAGAUUAAGCCUCGUCCACACUUACACACACACACACACACACACAAACUAGUGUGGCUGUAACAAUAUGGCCAAAAUUGAGCCAGAAGACUCAGAUAAGAGGCUGAACUCAAGAUCAUCAAUCUGUGAUAAAGCAUUCCUUUAUUUUUGUUACGUUUUUGUUGAAUUUUCAUGUUAUGUGUAACAAAAUGUUUUUGUGUUCAGGUUUGACUAGUAAAAUUACUUCAAAUCAACAUCUCCAAAAAAAAAAAAAAAUCGUCUUUGAGAAUGUCUAAAUUUUACCCAAAGCGAUUGCAUUAAAUUCAAGCUAUACAUGAUAAUUAGCUAAUGCUUUUGUAUACGAGUUAUUAGAGUGUGCCGAGUGGACGAUAACAUGACACACCAGAUGCAUGACAUCCAAUGCAGACAAUGUUAUUGAUGAAAGUUAUUUUUAUAAAGUGUUCCCGACAGUCGUCACACACACACGCCUGCACACGUCACACUGUGCACCCGAGCAUUAUAAGCUAAGCGCUCAAUGACGCUUCGAACGGCAGGGUUCAGAGGUCAAACCGCUCUACUUUACCUCAGACCACAGACCUCCGUCCACGGCCCCGUUUGGUUCUCCGCCCGCCGAUGAAGCCGGAUUCUGGGGAAGCUUGUGUCCACCACAGAAUAAAACUUUUUAAAAGAUAAUUGCGACUUUAUCUUCCUUUUUCGCAAUUCUGGACUUCAAAUCUCGCAAUCGUGAGAUGAAAUUUCACAUUUCCGAAACGAGCUUCCACAGAAUCGACCUAAAUCGGGUUCCCUUGAUAUUAUGAGAUGGUCAAGCAUGAAUCAGGUUUAUUUCUAGGACACUAGAAUCGCUGCAUAUUAAUGCAAUACCUAUCAGUGAUCGUUUGCUCAUUCUGAACCUGUAUGCACUCGGUUUU
This is a messenger RNA of Pimephales promelas (fathead minnow), 3331 nucleotides long. Lineage: Eukaryota; Metazoa; Chordata; Actinopteri; Cypriniformes; Leuciscidae. The record is from RefSeq and is a predicted model, not a curated record.